Molecule: messenger RNA, 1717 nt
Organism: Ctenopharyngodon idella (grass carp)
Lineage: Eukaryota; Metazoa; Chordata; Actinopteri; Cypriniformes; Xenocyprididae
Exons: 2
Coding region: 362-1546 (394 amino acids)
Source: RefSeq, a predicted model, not a curated record
ACAAUCGCUUGAUAUUAGCGAAACCACAGAAUUUCUCUUUAUUAUGCAAGUACAAUAUACUUCACUUUAGUUGGCACUCUCCUUAAUACAAUGAAAAAAUAUGUUUUCUCUUGGUGAUUCUAUUGUCGUCUCUUGCCAUAUGCAAGAGACUGACCAUUAAUUUUCUUGGCAAUGAUUUUUCCGGGGCAGGUUGCCAGGUCUUUCCCAACCCUCCCCAUUACAUGGCUUGGGACUCACACAUUCACACCUACGGACAACUUAACGUCUCCAAUUCACUUAUACUGCACUUAUAUUAUCACUUAUACUGAUUGGGGGAGAAACCAAAGCAUCCGGAGGAAACCCAUGCUGACACCAGGAGAACAUGCUUCAAUUGAGGUUCAUUCUCGUGUUACGCAGCACGUUUGAGCUUCCAAAAGAGCCAAUGAGGUUCAUUCUCAUGUUACGCAGCACGUUUGAGCUUCAGCAAGAACCAGUGAGGUUCAUUCACGUGUUACGCAGGACGUUUGAGCUUCCAAAAGAGCCAAUGAAGUUCAUUCUCAUGCUAUGUAGGAUGUUUGAGCUUCCACAAGAACCAGUGAGGUUCAUUCUCGUGUUACGUAGCACAUUUGAGCUUCAGCAAGAACCAGUGAGGUUCAUUCUCAUGCUACACAGCACAUUUGAGCUUCAGAAAGAACCAAUGAAGUUCAUUCUCAUGCUACACAGGACGUUUGAGCUUCAGAAAGAACCAAUGAGGUUCAUUCUCGUGUUACGUAGCAUGUUUGAGCUUCAGCAACAACCAAUGAGAAUCAUUCUCAUGCUACACAGGACGUUUGAGCUUCAGAAAGAACCAAUGAGGACCAUUCUCAUGCUACACAGCACGUUUGAGCUUCAGAAAGAACCAAUGAGGUUCAUUCUCGUGUUACGUAGCAUGUUUGAGCUUCAGAAAGAGCCAAUGAAGUUCAUUCUCGUGUUACGUAGCAUGUUUGAGCUUCAGAAAGAACCAAUGAAGUUCAUUCUCAUGCUACACAGGACGUUUGAGCUUCAGAAAGAACCAAUGAGGAUCAUUCUCGUGUUACGUAGCAUGUUUGAGCUUCAGCAACAACUAAUGAGGAUCAUUCUCGUGUUACGUAGCAUGUUUGAGCUUCAGCAAGAACCAGUGAGGUUCAUUCUCAUGCUACACAGCACGUUUGAGCUUCAGCAAGAACCAGUGAGGUUCAUUCUCAUGCUACACAGCACGUUUGAGCUUCAGCAAGAACCAAUGAGGACCAUUCUCAUGCUACACAGCACGUUUGAGCUUCAGCAAGAACCAGUGAAGUUCAUUCUCGUGUUACAUAGCAUGUUUGAGCUUCAGAAAGAACCAAUGAAGUUCAUUCUCAUGCUACACAGGACGUUUGAGCUUCAGAAAGAACCAAUGAAGUUCAUUCUCAUGCUACAUAGGACGUUUGAGCUUCCACAAGAACCAAUGAAGUUCAUUCUCAUGUUACGCAGCACGUUUGAGCUUCAGCGAGAACCAAUGAGGUUCAUUCACGUGUUACGCAGGACGUUUGAGUUCAGCAAGAACCAAUGAGGUUCAUUCUGGUGUUAAGCAUCACGUUUGAGCUUCCACAAAAACCAAUGAGGUUUACAUUAAACAAUACAAAAAGCCUGACUAGGGAUACUAGGGAUUUCUAGGGAUGUUUUUCAUCCUAACUGUCGGAUUGUUUAUUUGUGCUGGGUUGGAGUGUUAAAGUUAACAGUC